UUCAUAAUAUUCAGGUUAUUUAACAAUAUUUAUUUGCACUGUUAUUUGUCGUUUAAAUGAAAUUAAUUCUAUUUAAUUUAUAUUAAAUUAUACUCUUUCAAAUACAUUUUUAUAACAAAUGAUUUUCGAAUUCUGAGUAUGAGAGUCAUCGAAUUUUUCAGCGGUAUCGGUGGAAUGCAUUUCGCCCUAAAAGAAUGCAAUUUGAAAAAUUUUGAAGUUGUCCUAGCUGUAGAUAUAAAUACAGUAGCAAAUGCAGUGUACAGACAUUUUUUUCCAUCGACUAACCUCAGAGAUUUGAAUAUCCUUUCACUUAGUCCAGAACAGUUUGAUGCAUAUUGUCCAGAUAUAUUAUUGAUGAGCCCACCAUGUCAACCUUUCACAAGAAAUGGUCUUGUCAAGGAUAUUAAUGAUGAAAGAACAAAGCCACUGCUGCACAUUAUUGAAAAUAUAAUUCCUAAAUCAAAAUCACUUAAAUAUAUUUUAGUGGAAAAUGUUAAAGGAUUUGAAAGUUCUUUGGCUAGAGAUAAAUUAAUUUCUGCUUUGAGUCAGUCAGGUUUUACAUUUAAAGAAUUUCUUCUAAGUCCUGUACACUUUGGCAUAUGCAAUUCAAGAUUGAGGUAUUAUUUAUUAGCCAAGAAGAAGCCAUUAGAUUUUGCAAUACCCUUACAAAAUGAUAUCAUAACUGAAAAUAAUUGGGACAAUAAAUUGUGCAAUCGCGUUAAACAAGUUUCAGAUGUAUUAAGUAUAUCCGACGCAGAAUUAGAUGAAUAUUUGAUUAAUGACAAGCAACUAUUGAAAGGCGGCAAAGCUUUGGACAUUGUUACCAAACACAGUAAGAGGUCAUGUUGCUUCACUCGUUCAUACAGUUCAUAUUUAUGCGGCACAGGUUCCGUUUAUUCCAGUUUAUGUGAAGAAAAUAUUAAAGAAAUUAUUAAGGACAACGACAAUAAUUUAGAAGUGCUGAAAAGUUUAAAAUUAAGAUUUUUUACACCUGCAGAAGUUGCAAAGUUUAUGUGUUUUCCUGUAACCGAUUUUCCAGUCAGCAAUAAAAAGGCAUACCAACUUCUGGGAAACAGUAUAAAUGUUUAUGUUGUUUCGCGGUUAUUAUGUUUAUUAUUGCCUUAAGCCCUUAACUUUAUUAUUGUUAUACAUAAUUAUAUUUAUAUAUGUUAUAUGUAAAUUACUACAUUUUUCAAAUAUGGUUGUUAAUAAAGUAAGUUCUAAAAUAUUGUAUUUUUUUUAUAUCAUGAAAUAUUUAUUUAAUUAUUUUAAGAUAAAUCAUUAAUCAAGAUAUUAUUUAAUCUCCAUAUAAGGACAUUGCAAUACAUUUUAAAUUUAUCAAAUAUUUUUAUUUGAUAUAAUUAUUAAAAUUCUACUUUUAUCUAUUAGAUUAUUCAUGUUUAUGUUAUUCCAACAGAUUCUAGUAAUGUUUACGUUCGAAGGUACUUACUUAUGUCAAUGGUAAAAAAAUAAAUGUUAACUAUUAUAGAUUACAACUUGUUUGAAACUUAAUUUAACACACAAUAGAAAAUUGAUAAACAAAAGUUUAAUAUAUAAUAUACAUAUAUAAAUAAAUGAUAUAUGAUAAUUUUUA
This is a messenger RNA of Rhopalosiphum maidis (corn leaf aphid), 1594 nucleotides long. It is a transcript of the gene Mt2, whose product is annotated as tRNA (cytosine(38)-C(5))-methyltransferase. The coding region runs from base 139 to 1125 and encodes 328 amino acids. Gene Ontology annotation, molecular function: methyltransferase activity. The record is from RefSeq and is a predicted model, not a curated record. Lineage: Eukaryota; Metazoa; Arthropoda; Insecta; Hemiptera; Aphididae. The transcript has 4 exons.